UCCUAGGUGAGAGAGGGGGGCAAGUGUAGUCAGGAAGCAGUACCUGCUGGAGGGGCGGGGGUGCUGGGACAAUCCAGCUCACCUCUUGUUUUCACCCGCCGCUCCUACCCCAUGCUGCUCAUCCUAGGUCCCAGUAAGAACUCAGUCUGGGUGCCAGUUUAAGGGGGUGACCAGCAGAUAGUGAAAAGUCUGCCUACCCCUAAUAAACACUAACUCUCCAAAAAAAAAUAAAGAACAUGACUAGCAGCUUAAAGGAGUGCCUCCCAGGUUUCCCCUCCUACUGUUCUCGGGGAGAUUGGGCACUGGCAAAGCCACUGGCCCAGGACAGGCCGGGGCAUUGGGGGCGGGCUCGCGCCCCCUCUGGCGGCCACACGGGGGACCUCGGUCGCGGGGAGGAGAGGGGGCUGCCCCACCCCCUCCAACAGGAGCCAAUGGGAGGCUGAGGCCCCGCCCUCCUCUGGGAGAGUAUUUAGAAGCUGACCAGGGAAGCACUCGGAGAGCUGGGGAAGCCAGAGGAGGGAUUGCGGAGUGCAGCCCGACGCCAAAUCCCGCCCUGGAGCCGGGGGAGCAGGGGCGGUUGGCGUGCGGGGCUGAGCCCACAACCAGCAGAAGCGGGUGAGUCCCGGCGCGGCGUGUCCCGCACAGAGCUGCCCCGUCCCAGCCCCCGGCAGGCGCCACCAUGGUCUGGCUGGUGCUGCUGGGCUCACUGCUGUGCCUGUCGCGCGUCGGGGUGGGCAGCCUGGGCACGGAGGGCUUCCUGCCCUCCGGGCCCCGUAACUGCCCCUACAGAUGUGUGUGCGCCGCCGACCUGCUGAGCUGCGCGGGCCUGGGGCUGCAGGACGUGCCGGCCGCGCUGCCCGCCGCCACCACAGACCUCGACCUGAGCCACAACGCGCUCCAGCGCCUGCGGCCCGGCUGGCUGACGCCCCUCUCCCGGCUGCGCGCCCUGCGCCUCGGCCACAAUGAGCUGGACGCGCUAGGUCGCGGAGUGUUCACCAACGCUAGCGGCCUGCGGCUGCUCGACCUAUCGUCUAACGCGCUGCGGGCGCUGGGACGCCACGACCUCGAAGGGCUGGGGGCGCUCGAGAGGCUGCUGCUGUUCAACAACCGACUGGCGCACUUGGACGAGCUCGCCUUCCGGGGCCUGGGCGCACUCAGCCGGCUCUACCUGGGCUGCAACCAGCUCUCCUCCUUCUCCUUUGACCACCUCCACGGCCUGGGCGCCACCCACCUCCGUACUCUGGACCUCUCCUCCAACCGCCUCGGCCGCAUCCCCGUGGCUGCCCUGGCUGCCCUGCCGGCCUUUCUCAAGAACGGCCUUUACUUGCACAACAACCCCCUGGCCUGUGACUGCCGUCUCUACCACCUGCUGCAGCGCUGGCUCCAGCGGGGCCUCAGUGCCGUCAGUGACUUCGCCCCACAGUACAUGUGCCUGGCCUUCAAGGUGCCCACGUCCCGCGUGCGCUUCUUUGAGCACAGCCGGGUCUUCGAGAAUUGCUCGGCCGCCCUGGCCGGGGGCCUGGAGCGGCCCGAAGAGCAGCUGCACGUGCAGAUGGGUCGGCCCCUGAGGCUGCGCUGCAACACCAGCGCCCCGGCUGUGCGCAUCGCCUGGGUGUCCCCAAAGCAGGAGCUGCUCGUGGCCCCGGGGUCCCGAGACGGCAGCAUUGCGGUGCUGGCCGACGGCAGCCUGGCCAUCAGCAAUGUGCAGCCGCGGCACGCGGGGCUCUUCGUGUGCCUGGCCGCCGGGCCCCGCCUGCACCACAACCAGACACACGAGUACAACGUGAGCGUGCACGCCCCGCGCCCGGAGCCCGAGGCUUUCAACACGGGCUUCACCACCCUGCUGGGCUGCGCCGUAGGCCUGGUGCUCGUGCUGCUCUACCUGUUCGCGCCGCCCUGCCCGGGCUGCCGCCGAUGCUACCGCCGCACCUGCCGGCGGCACUGCUGGCCCCGCGCGCCCAGCCCCCUCCAGGACCCGAGCGUGCCUGACGUGCCCAGCCGCAAGGCCAGCGUCCACAAGCAUGUGGUCUUUCUGGAGCCGGGCAGGAGGGGCCUCAACGGGCGCGUGCAGCUGGCGGUCGCCGAGGACUUUGAUCUCUACAACCCCGUGGGCCUGCGGCUCCAUGCUGGCUCCGAGUCGGCUAGCUCCACGGGCUCCGAGGGUCUGGUGAUGACCUAGGCUGCCUUGGGCUCAGAGCCAGGCCAUCGACCACCCGCUGCUUUGCCCCGCUCCCUGCUGCCGCCCGGACAACUGCCAGAUGCUGGUGGCGGCGCUGGGCUUGGUCCUCCAGCCUCCUGUGUGGCCUCGACCUCAACUACAGCAGCCCCACUCGCUGAUGGAAGGGCUGGGCUCUCCGCCCUCUCUCCUCCUCUGCUCUCACACAGGGCCCAAAGGCCGGAGACCCCCGCAGGACCUGCUGGUGCCCAAAUGUCCCACAAGGCCUGGAACUGGGGCCAUCUGGAAGAGCCCUUGCGUUAGAGCCCGAGGCACAUCCUUAGGGGCCGAGGCAGCUAUCAAGCAGUAGUGGCGAAGAACUGAAGCAUAACCAUCUUCCCCUUCCCAGUGGGGCAGGAAGAGAGUGGGCGCCCAGGGGAAGAGGAGGAGAGCGCCAAAGGAAGACCUAGGCCCCCACCCAGGGUGGAAGGAGGAAACCCGCACCAACAUCUAACCUCCUUCAAGCUUCACAACUCCAUGCAGUCUGGUGGGCAGGCAGAAAGGCAAGAGACCCCUCCCCGCCACCCCUCGGGGGUCCUGGCCCGAGCCCCAGGCAGAGCAGCUUUGCCAUCUCUGGCCAGCAGCAUCCACAGGCCACUCUGAGGGCAGGGCCUCUUCCAUGGGCUCACAAGACAGCAGUAAGGGCCACCAGGGCCUGUCCUCCAGCUUUUCAGCAGUAAAAAGCCUGCUGAGCAUGGCCAAGAUGGGAGGGCUGAGCUGGAACUCACUGUCCCUCGAGGGUAGAAGCCUCUUAAGGGCUGGCACUGGUCUCGGCCUAAUGGUUGAGGCCGUGCCCUGGUCUUAUACGCAUCUUACCACCCACCGCAGGGAGGCAGGGAAGAAGGGUCUGAGAACCCUCCUGUGUGGGUGCUGAGCUGGGGGCUCCUACAAGCAUCCUGGAUCCAGCUGUCAUGGAGUUCCUUAAUAAAGGUGGUACAUGCUCAUUACCAGA
Callorhinus ursinus (northern fur seal) is the source of this 3167-nucleotide messenger RNA. RefSeq names its product adhesion molecule with Ig like domain 3 (gene AMIGO3). Gene Ontology annotation, molecular function: protein binding. The record is from RefSeq and is a predicted model, not a curated record. Lineage: Eukaryota; Metazoa; Chordata; Mammalia; Carnivora; Otariidae. Gene Ontology annotation, cellular component: membrane. Gene Ontology annotation, biological process: brain development.